Molecule: messenger RNA, 5371 nt
Organism: Podarcis lilfordi (Lilford's wall lizard)
Lineage: Eukaryota; Metazoa; Chordata; Lepidosauria; Squamata; Lacertidae
Source: the annotation of a GenBank genome assembly
AUGAAGCACACAUCUGAAUGUUUGGAAGGUGAGUUGCUGUUGAAAUAUUAGUUUGGGGACUUUACUCUUCAUGGCUGCUUGAACACAUGUGUUUAUUUAUCAGAAGAUGAAUUUAUUGGGGGAAAAUACGAUUGAUUCUAAAAUCAGAGGAGUGUGUUGAGUUACAAUCUUCUUCCACGGCUGGAUCCUGCCUAAGUGAUAAAAUGAGAGAUUCUCCUGAAUAAACAUUUUAACAUUCUCAUUUGAGCACAACAAAACUGGCUCCUGUAUGAUGCAGUUGUAUCUGGGAAACUAUGUCACCACCCUCCCAUGUAUUCACUGGAAUUAAAUAUGCUAAAUCAAUAAAAACAAAGUUGGCUGAAAUUUUAAAAAAACAACAACAAUAAAGAGAUUUCCAAAGUAUGUCAAAGGUGAUGGUGUACAGGCAUUCCUGUUUAGUUUUGAACAGACCUGUAAAGAUUUAAAUAUUACUGAGGAAAACUGGAUGCUGUACAUACGCCCACAGAUAUUUGGAAUUUUGAGUGAAAUAUUAAUUUGUGAUUUUUGAGAGAAGAUGAAACCUCACAUUUAAAGAAAGAGUGAAGGUGCUUGGUGUUCUGUGAGGUGGGUGCACAUAUAUAUUUAAGUGAGGGCGGGCCCAACGGCACCAGGGGGGAAAGUGCCGUUGUGCCGUCACAACAGCUGAACCUCAUAACUGAGGACAGUUGCACGAAAACUGUUUCAUAUGUUAAUGGAAGUACUUAUGUUCUGCCCUUUCAAUAAUACCCUCCACCAGUUGCUGAAAAACCAACAUUCUUGCAAAGUCCUGCUGGCUUUGAGGUUGGGGUGCUUGCUUGUUCUUUUGACAUCCACUUGCCAGUAGGAACAAGGGAACUAUGGGGCUUGUCACAGAAAGAGCUACAAUCUAUGGAGUACAAAUCUUAGAACUUCCAGUGCUCUCAAUCUCAGUCUCCCUUCUUUUAACAGGAGUGGCAGAAUGUGGAGUAGGUUCUGGUGGUAAACCUCUGAGGAAACUGAAGAAAUUUGACAAGGAGCACUCAGUUGUUUUAGCAGCAAUAUAAAGACUCACCAUCCACCACAUGCUACUGAAAUGAAGUUGAGAGAUAGGGAGUGUAACCAGAAUGGGUAACCAGAAGUAGCUUUUUGAGUCAGCUCAUUUAAGUUAUGGUAUUCAAAAUGAAUUACUGGGCUCCAAAUUCUUUUAUUCUAAAUGUGCCUCUUUUGCACGUAACUCCACCUGAGUCUAUCUUGAGGUUGUAAUGAAAACAAAAUAGAUCAGGCGUCAGCAUACUUUUUCAGCAGGGGUCUGGUUCACUGUCCCUCAGACCUUGGGGGACGGAUGGACUAUAUUUUGAAGGGGGGGGGAUGAACGAAUUCCUAUGCCCCAGAAAUAACCCAGAGAUGCAUUUUAAAUAAAAGGACACAUUCUUCUCAUGUAAAAACACACUGAUUCCAUUUAGAAGACGAUUGGGCUGGAUCCGGCCCCUGGGCCUUAGUUUGUCUACCCAUGAAAUAGAUCUUGCAAGCCUGCAGGCUUCCUAUACCUGUUCUAGAGAGCCUACACCAACAGCCUAAUGUUCAACGUGUUCCCUGUUGUUGUACCAGACCUGCUCAGUGAUUCCAACAAGUUUCGCAACAUAUUACAGGACUGGGACACCCCGAAAGAAUACAACUUUUGUAAACAUCCUCAUCCGAGGCUAGUUCCUGCUUUGCUUGUUUAGAAUCUGUAAACAUUUCCCUCUUUCCUUGACCUCCCUAGUCCUUCAGCCGAAGGGGUGGGGGAACCUUUCCUGGCUAGUGAUCCAGAUUCUUAUCUUUCCACCUCUGCUGAACCAAGUUUUACAGGUGGGUGGGACUGUCCUAUCAGUCACCUGAUGUCACUAUGAUGUGAGGUGAUACGGGGUUUUGAAGCCCCACUUGUUGACCCUCCAGGACCAGGGUGAGUUGCCACCACUCAUCAGCUGUAGGCAGGGGAGAAACUAUGCUUUAUUUAAUCUGGGUCAAAAACACACUCCCAUGCACAUUUGCGUACACACACACAGGCUGGGAGCCCCAAUGGUAAUCCUCUCUAGAAGCUUCACCUGGGGCAAAAAACCUGGCUACCCCUCCUGCCACUGCCACUAUGGCUCUGCUAUAAGAACUCACUUUAAGCUCCUAGUCGAAUGCCUUGGCCUCAACACCUAGUUGAAAAAAGGCUUCAUACUCAGUCAAGGUGAAAAGUAAUUAGUAAGAAUGUGAUUAUUUCAUGCCAAUUAUAUACACACCCUCCUUUCAUUAAGCCUUAUACGUAAUGAUAUAUAUGAGGAAAUGCCUAAUUGCAAUCAUGUCAAUUACAGCACGGCGCACAAGCUACUUGUGCUGUAGUCUGCUGUUCUUUGACCAAUGGAUGAAUUCCUCUUAAACUGAAGUGCUACUUAUUAAUUUAAUUCAUCUCUCAACCUUUUCUUUGAGAAGCUCAUGGUGGUGUACAUGGUUCUCCCCCUUUCUCAUUUAAUACCCUCAACAACCCUGUGAGGGAGGCUAGGGUGAGAGGCAGUGAUUGGCCCAAGGUUACCCAGUGAGUUUCAUGGCCGAGUGGGGAACAGAACCCUGGCUCCAGGUCCUAGCCUGAUAUGCUAGCCAGAGGUUUGGAAGGGAUACCAAAUUUGGGGGUUCAUAGUUCAUAACCCUCUACCCACUCAUUUGAGAGAAAGCCUCACUAAAACGCUGUGAAGUCACCUGUGCAGAGAUAGGCAAUAAUUUUAAACCACACAAUCUUACCUGUCUCCAGUUGUAGCUCAAGUAGGUGGAACUGUCUGUGACCUGGCAGAUCCUUGCUGCGAUAUCUUUGUUCCUGCCUGCUGCUGUCAGUCAUCCACCCAUGUCCAAACAAAUCUAAGGCGUUUAUAUAAACCCAAGAAACCGAAGUAGGAAAAUGAAUCUGCAUUAACAGGCUGUUAAAUAUAUUCAGAAGCCAGGGCAAUAGCUAAUUUAAAUUUGACCCCGCAAUAAAGUCUUGGAAUGCCUCGUCUUCUGUGCUCUGCAUCUUGAAGAUAUUCAAGCAGGAACAUGAGAAUCCAAAUAAGUUCUGAUGAGAGCUACAGUAUACACAAGACAGUGACGAAGCUCCAUUCACAGCUGAUAUAAUAUUUUUGUUCCAGAUUCUUGGGAGGGAGGGAGGGUGCCCUGCCAAAGGCAAGGGGGCUCUUUCUCUGGGAUUCAGAAGCAAGACAAGGCACAAUUGGGGAAGAAAGCCUUAAGAUUUAUUAAAAAGCAGGCAGAUUAUACAUAAGAGUAUACUACACCAAGUAAGCAACACCUCCGUUCAGUUGCUGGGAGCUCCACAGGGACAGCAACAGAGAGGACCCUAUUGGUAGUCACCAAAUGACACAGCAUGGCAGGUCUGCACUGAUGCUCUCCCUGUGUCUGAAUCACAGGGGCCUUCCUAAAUUGGGCUGCAUGAUUGGUGCGGCAGCUGCCAAUAAUAAGCCUAAUGCUGCUUCAAGGGAUCCUCCCCCAAUCACAGCUGUUCUCUCUUACAGGUAUUUAGGCUGUGAUCCUCCUAAGAUGGUAUAGCUGUACGCUAUCUCUUCUAAAUGUUUAAGCUGGGAAGCAGACAAGUAACACAUUUUAGCAAAAUACUGUAAGGCUGUUUCUAGCCAAAAUAAGGAUAACUGCUGCCUAGGAGAGUGAAGGUCACUGGCAUGAAGGAGCAAUUGUGACAGGCCACUACACCACAUCGAUGUACAAUAUAUCUUCUGGUGCAUUUCCCAUACAGGGUGUAGCUACUUCUUUUACUUCUUGACACGCCCCCCCCCCCAUCUAGGCUUCUCUUCAUGCCCACAGACAGCAUGGUAAAAUCAUGGUCUUAACACCAUCUGCUCUGGAAAAGCAAAAAAGUACAAGAUGCAAGGAACAAGCCCUCAUGAUUUUACAUGCAGGUAUCACAGUUCCACCGUACAACAGGCCACAUCCAUGCCACAUAAAUCCACAGUGGUGCUGCAAAGUUCUGGAUCCAUCGGUUUCACAGCACAGUCACGGAGUGUAAACUGAGACUAAAUCACAAAUUUCUGUUGAACUCUAAAAGCCUUUAAAAUUUUUGUUUAGUAAGGUUUAGAUAGCACUAAGAACAACUAGGUUGUUUAGGUAAAAUAGUACAAAAUAUUAAUUAAAAUAGUGACAAAACAGCCUUUAAAAUUUCAUAAUACAAUUUUCAAAAUUUAAAUAAAAGCAAGUUUUAAAAAACAAAUAUGCAUGAUAAAAUUACAUGUCUGUGUAGUCUUUCAUAAACAGAAAAGCUUAUAGCAGGCAUGGAAAACAAUAUAAUUAUGGUGCUUGCCUAGUAAUUAUAUUAUUGCCUACUAUUGCCUAACUUGGCUCAUAAUUUUGUUAUGUUUUGAUUGGUCCUAGUAAACUGUCAUUAGGUUGUUAAAAAUUCUUUGUGUCACUCCCAAGGAUACUUAAGAAAUGCCUUUUUAUAGGCCCCAAAGGUGGUCCUUUCACACCACAGAGGACAAAUGGUAGCUUCCAGCAAAUGAAUCGCCCUAGGUGAGUCUCCUCCCUCUGCAGUUUUCCUUUCCUCACAGCAAGGAGGCAGGGAAUGGGAACAGUUCACCUGGUGACUGACUGGACACGUCAUAUGUAAAUAAGUACGCUCUCUCUCCCUAGUUUCCACCAUAAGGAAUCCUGCAUAGCAACCGUGUAACACCGGACUCAGGUUUCACAGCUUCAGAGCUAGGUAUGUGAUAGGCAAGCCGAAAAGGGCAGUGGAAACUACAACUCCCAGCAUGCCCUGUUGUCAUUAAACUGACGGUGCUUUUACAAAUCCCUAAGCAUAGAGAUAAACGCUCAGAGCAACAGCCAGUAGUUUCCCUAUUUGGAAAUUUCUAUUUUACUCCGUGAGAUGACUAAAACAGAAGAGUGUCUGUCUGCAGAAGUAAUGCUGCACAGCUUCCGCACAGGACCACCGAAUAACCGAGCGUUUGCUUGGGAUCAAGUGUUCACACGUGCCAGUCCUGGUGUUAUACACGAAUAUUUCCAGCAGAGAUGCGUCUCCCGAUUCUUUUUUCCUCUGAAAUGUGAGAAAUGAUCUUCUUACCGCGGCUCAGGUCCAGAGGCUGAAAUGCGCUUCCCAUACAUACAUUUUUUUUUCAUACAACGUAAAGACCUGUGCACAAACCCCUGCCAUUGCUCUAAACACUUUGCCACCAAAUCUCAGCCUGACAUUUUAUUUUGUUUUAAAUCUUGCCACAGGCUUUUGCCGGGCGUGGGAGGAAGAGAUAUCUGUAUUAGACUAAUGACUAAUGAGGUUCGCGUCAGAAGUAGCCCAGAAGUCCUUUCUACAAAACGGGAACGGACUGCUCUUACAUUAGUGGUUUAUGUUUCAUUUUGA